UCCGGAAGCGACCCUUAACGAGGCCGUCCCGCGCCGGAGCGGUUUCCAUGGCGACCGGCGGGCGGGAGACGUCGAAGCGGGGAUGGAGCGAGCGCGUCGGCGGCGCGCGCCUCCGGGAGGUCGGAGCGGAGUGUGCGGCGCCGAAGGAACGACGCUGCGGUCCGGACGGGCGCUGGCGGAGCGCUGCCAUCACGCCGGCACAGCUGGCGGCGCCACGGCCCCGGCUGGGAGCGGGGUGCGGAACGGCGGAGCGCGGAGUUCCCGGAGCGAUGGGUCCGAGGCGCGGCGCGGGGAAGGCGGCAAGGCGGAACGGCGCCCGAACGGCGCCGGAGAGGAGGCGGCGGGGAGAGCCGCGCGGGACGGCGGAGCGAGGAGGAGCUCCGUAGGAAGUAACGGGGAAAGCGCCCGGAGCGAGAGGAGGAGAGCGGCGCGGGGCCGGCGGGAAGUGGAGCGCCGGGCGGGAUGCGCGGAACCGGCCGCGGAUGGGCGGAACGGCCGCCAAGAGCCGCACGCAGCGCCCGCGGCUCCGGGAUCGCGGCGCUCCGAAUCCGACCCCGAAAUGGGGAGCGACGGCUUGCGGCCUGCUGGCGACGAGAGCUUCGCGGCAGCUAAAAUACGGCGAGAAGAAUCUGUCCCACGGACACAAGUGGAUAGGAGGAAAACGAGUCCGUAUUUUUCAAGUAAAUACAGUAAGGAAGCUCCCAGCCCGCCUAGGAGGAAGGCCUUCAGGAAAUGGACUCCUCCACGCUCCCCUUUUAAUUUGGUCCAAGAAACACUUUUCCACGAUCCGUGGAAACUUCUCAUUGCGACCAUAUUUCUCAAUAAGACUUCAGGUAAAAUGGCAAUUCCUGUGCUCUGGGAGUUCCUCAGGAAGUACCCUUCCCCUGAAGUAGCCAGAACUGCAGACUGGAAAGAAAUGUCAGAGCUGCUCAGACCUCUCGGCCUCUAUGCGCUCAGAGCAAAAACAAUAAUCAAGUUUUCAGGUCUGGGGCAGCAUGGUGUCUGCUCAGACCUGGGCCUGCACGGUGAGGGCUGUGUGUGUGUUCCAGACGAGUACCUGCACAAGCAGUGGAAGUACCCCAUUGAGCUGCACGGAAUCGGGAAGUACGGAAAUGACUCCUACAGAAUCUUCUGCGUCAAUGAGUGGAAAGAGGUGCGCGGUGCUGCUGUGCAGCCUCAGGACCACAAGCUGAGCGUCUACCACACAUGGCUCUGGGAAAACUAUGAGAAGCUGAGUGGGGACUGAGUGCAGCCUCAGGUGUGCCCGCAGUGGGCUGCGCAGCAUCAGAGCUGUGCUGAGCAUCACGUUCUUAGUUUAUAUGUUGUGUGACAUCAACUCAGAUAAUCACUGUAAUAAAAUGUUCAAGCGCUUUAAAGGUUUUUAAUAAACGUAUCUAACUUUGUAACAUC
Messenger RNA from Tympanuchus pallidicinctus (lesser prairie-chicken), 1410 nucleotides. RefSeq names its product methyl-CpG binding domain 4, DNA glycosylase (gene MBD4). Gene Ontology annotation, biological process: base-excision repair. The record is from RefSeq and is a predicted model, not a curated record. NCBI's taxonomy places the organism in Eukaryota, Metazoa, Chordata, Aves, Galliformes, Phasianidae. Gene Ontology annotation, cellular component: nucleus. Bases 83 to 1246 code for a protein of 387 amino acids. Gene Ontology annotation, molecular function: catalytic activity; DNA binding. The transcript has 7 exons.